Messenger RNA from Homalodisca vitripennis (glassy-winged sharpshooter), 718 nucleotides. Its product is annotated as KRAB-A domain-containing protein 2-like. NCBI's taxonomy places the organism in Eukaryota, Metazoa, Arthropoda, Insecta, Hemiptera, Cicadellidae. The record is from RefSeq and is a predicted model, not a curated record. The transcript has a single exon. The coding region runs from base 236 to 604 and encodes 122 amino acids. Gene Ontology annotation, molecular function: nucleic acid binding.
GAUUCUUAAGCCUCUCAAAACUAAAACCGCUGAGGAAGUAGCAUAUCACCUAGUUGAUAUUUUUACUCUCAUUGGAGCACCAAGUAUAUUGCAGUCAGACAAUGGAAGGGAGUUUGCAAACAAAAUAGUUUACAAUUUAAAAGAUUAUUGGCCUACGUUAAAAAUCGUUCAUGGCAAACCACGUCAUUCUCAAAGUCAGGGUAGUGUAGAACGUGCAAACCAAGAUAUUGAAAACAUGAUUUCGACUUGGAUGCAAGAUGAAAAAACUGACCGUUGGAGUGAGGGAUUGAGAUUUGUGCAACUUAUGAAAAAUAGAGCUUUACAUUCAGGAAUCAAAAGAACGCCCUAUGAGGCUCUCUUCGGCUGUAAAGUAAAGGUCGGUCUUACAACAUCUUCUCUGCCUCGAGACAUUUUGGAUUCCAUUAACAGCGAAGAAGAUUUGGAAAGAGUGGUUAAUAACAUGCACACAACAGAAACACAAACAAUGUCAAGUCUAGAACCUCCACUCCAAACCAAUCAUAACACUUCAGAAGUUAAUGAGGCAACCGUUGAUGUCUCGGUCAGUUCUAGCCUUCUACAAAUGUGUAGCGUUUGUUUGCAGUAAACUAAUGAGAAACAAAACUGCACAAAAUGUUUAGCGGACAUACAUAUUUCAUGUGGCCAUUCAAUUCAGGGGUGUGAUGAUACUGAAAAAACCCUGUUGUGUGUCCCUUGUUUU